Molecule: messenger RNA, 1275 nt
Organism: Penicillium arizonense
Lineage: Eukaryota; Fungi; Ascomycota; Eurotiomycetes; Eurotiales; Aspergillaceae
Product: acyl-CoA dehydrogenase family protein
Exons: 2
Coding region: 1-1275 (424 amino acids)
Molecular function (GO): acyl-CoA dehydrogenase activity; flavin adenine dinucleotide binding
Source: RefSeq, a predicted model, not a curated record
AUGGCAACCGUUUUGAGACGUAUUGGAGCUCGUCCAUUCCUGCGAGCAUCGCGGUCUCUUCCGUCAUUCCAGUCGUGUUUCCACGCGCGCGCGACCGAGUAUCUUCAGAAUCAUGACCCUGACCUAUCGGAGUCUCAGCGAACGGUACGAGAGGCAAUCGCUAGGAUCUGCUCGGAUUUCCCUGACGAGUACUGGGCGCGUUUGGAUGAGUUGCAUCAAUUCCCGACCGAGCUCUAUGAGGCAUUGGCACGACAGGGCUGGCUGGGCAUUUGCUUGCCGCAGCGAUAUGGAGGCUCUGAGCUCGGCAUCUCCGAAGCAGCGGUGAUGAUGCAAACUAUUGCAGAGUCCGGGGGAGGCAUGACGGGUGCCUCAUCCAUACACAUGAAUAUCUUCGGCCUCGAGCCCGUCGCCAAGUUUGGCACCGGCGAGCAGAAAGAACGCUGGCUUGUUCCACUCAUCGCGGGUCGUCAACGGGCGUGUUUCGGCGUCACAGAGCCCAACACCGGCUUGGAUACGCUGCAAUUACAGGCCACUGCACGUCGAUCGGGGGACGAUUAUCUCCUUUCGGGACAGAAAGUCUGGAUAUCUACUGCUCAAAAGGCGGACAAGAUCCUCAUUCUCGUGCGUACAGCCCCACGCGACCGAGAGAAGCCAUCCCAGGGACUCUCGCUCUUCUACACAGAUCUACAAGUGCCCGAAGUCCAGAUCACCGAGAUCCCCAAGAUGGGUCGGGCUGCUGUUGACACUAAUUCGCUGUUCUUUGACAACUGGCGUGUCCCAAUGAGGGAUCGUGUCGGCCAGGAACAUGAAGGGUUUCGAAUGAUUCUGCAUGGGAUGAAUGCCGAAAGAAUCCUCAUCGGCGCAGAGGCUCUCGGUCUAGGGUUCGCCGCGUUGCGUCGAGCAUCCUUAUAUGCCAAAGACCGACAUGUAUUCGGGCGCCCUAUUGGUCAGAAUCAGGGCAUUCAGCACCCCCUCGCAGACAGCUGGAUGAAACUGGAGGCUGCCCGAAUGAUGAUCUACCAGGCUGCUCAACUAUAUGACCAGGGAUACACCGGCGGUGAGUAUGCCAACGCUGGAAAGUAUCUCGCUGCAGAGGCGGCGUUUGAGGCUUGCGAACGAGCCAUUUUAGCCCAUGGAGGGAUGGGUUAUGCGAAAGAAUAUCACGUUGAACGAUAUCUUAGAGAAGUCUUUAUUCCUCGCAUUGCCCCAGUGAGUCGGGAAAUGAUCUUGAACUACAUCGGAGAGCGCAUGCUUGGUCUUCCCAAGUCAUACUAA